AUGCCAGAAAAGGAAUUAGAUUAUAUAAGAUCAAGAGCUGCCGCUGUCGGUGAUAGUGACUCUCUUGAAAAGAAUGGUGGUAUCUAUAUUGAUGCCUUCGACAGAACCGGUCCCGAAUUAACAGGAUUUGCCAAAUUUGUUGAUAGCUUCAAGAGGGCAGAUGCUGUUGACUUGGGUCUUGAUCCAAACUUGACAGAUACUCAAAAAAUUGCUAUUAUGACAGCUAACUCUCCACUUUCAAGAUCUUUAAAAAGUAGACAUUUACAAAUGAUUGCUAUUGGAGGUGCUAUUGGUACAGGUUUAUUCGUUGGUUCUGGUGCUUGUUUAGGAGAAGCUGGUCCAGCAGGUGUUAUUAUUGCUUAUAUCAUUAUUGGUACUAUGAUUUAUUGUACUGUUCAAUCUUUAGGGGAAUUAUCUGUUACUUUCCCAGUCGCUGGUGCUUUCCUUACUUAUAACUCUAGAUUUAUCGAACCUUCAUGGGGUUUUACUAUGGCGUGGAAUUAUGCUAUGGGAUGGUUAAUUGUUUUACCCUUAGAAUUGGUGGCUGCUGCAAUCACAAUUAAAUUUUGGGAUGAAACUACUAAUUCAGCGGCUUUCGUUGUUAUUUUCUAUGUGCUAAUCUGUGCUAUUAAUUUCUUCGGUGUUAGAGGAUAUGGUGAAGCUGAAUUCUUUUUCUCAUUAGUUAAGGUUUUGGCUAUCAUUGGUUAUAUCAUUUUAGGUAUAGUUUUAGCAGCAGGUGGUGGUCCAAGUCAUGAAUAUAUCGGUGGUAAAUUCUGGACUAACCCAGGGGCAUUUGCCAAUGGUUUCAAAGGUGUUUGUUCAGUCUUUGUUACUGCAGCUUUCGCAUUUGGUGGUACUGAACUUUGUGGAUUAGCAGCUGCUGAAAGUGCCAAUCCAAGAAAAUCUGUUCCAAAAGCUACCAAGCAAGUUUUCUGGAGAAUUACAUUAUUCUAUAUUGUUUCUUUAACACUUGUUGGUUUAUUAGUUCCUUAUAAUGAUCCAAGAUUAAUUGCUAACUCUUCUGUUGAUGCUGCUGCUUCACCUUUUGUUAUUUCUAUUAAGAAUGCUGGUAUUUCUGGUUUACCAUCUGUCAUGAAUGUUGUCAUUAUGAUUUCUGUCUUAUCUGUUGGUAAUUCAUCUGUUUUUGCUUCUUCAAGAACAUUGGCUGCUUUGGCUGCUUCUGGUCAAGCUCCAAAGUUUUUAGGUUAUAUUGAUAAACAAGGUAGACCAUUAUUUGCUAUUAUUGUUCAAUGUACUUUUGGUUUAUUAUGUUUCAUUACUGCAUCCAAUGAUUCUGGUACUGUCUUCGAUUGGUUAUUAGCUUUAUCUGGUUUAUCAUCAUUAUUUACUUGGAUGUCCAUUAACAUUUGUUUAAUUAGAUUUAGAAGAGCCUUGAAAGUUCAAGGUAGAGAUACUAGUGAAUUGACCUAUACUUCUCAAGUUGGUGUUUAUGGUGCUGCUUAUGGUGCUGCUAUUAAUAUUUUGGUUUUAAUUGCCCAAUUCUGGAUUGCUUUAUUCCCAUUGGGUGGUUCACCAAAUGCUUCUGAUUUCUUUAUGUCAUACUUGGGAUUCCCAGUUGUAUGGUGUUUCUGGAUUUUUUACAAAGUUUGGAAGAGAGACUUGAAAAUCUUUAUUAGAGCCAAGGAUAUCGAUAUUGAUACUGGUAGAAGAGAAUUAGAUUUGGAUGUCUUGAAACAAGAAAUAGCUGAAGAAAAGGCUUUAAUGGCUACCAAGCCUUUCUACAUCAGAACUUGGCAUUUCUGGUGUUAA
This is a messenger RNA of Scheffersomyces amazonensis, 1770 nucleotides long. RefSeq names its product amino acid permease. The transcript has a single exon. The record is from RefSeq and is a predicted model, not a curated record. Bases 1 to 1770 code for a protein of 589 amino acids. Gene Ontology annotation, molecular function: amino acid transmembrane transporter activity. Gene Ontology annotation, biological process: amino acid transmembrane transport. NCBI's taxonomy places the organism in Eukaryota, Fungi, Ascomycota, Pichiomycetes, Serinales, Debaryomycetaceae. Gene Ontology annotation, cellular component: membrane.